Racocetra persica is the source of this 937-nucleotide messenger RNA. Lineage: Eukaryota; Fungi; Glomeromycota; Glomeromycetes; Diversisporales; Gigasporaceae. The record is from the annotation of a GenBank genome assembly.
AUGGGGUCUUUUCCCACAGACGAAAAUGAUGAUUCGUUCCUAUAUUACGAUGAUACUACUGCAAUCAAUACCACCAUUGGCUCCACAUCCCCAAAUGCAACUACUAUUAUCAGUGGUUGUGAUGUGGCAUGUAUGAAAUUGUGGUUAGUUUUUAGCGCAGUAGUAGUAAUAGCUUUAAUGCUAGUACUCUACCUCUGUGUUCCUGCCACAUGCAGACCGAGACGAAGAAGGAAAUCAACUUGGUUAGAAGAAGCUAAACCUAACAAAACUGAUGUUACUACUGAUGCUUAUCGUCGGGCAAUGGAGUAUAUUAGAGCACGUCCUCCUAGUGAAGAAUUGCCACCCUAUAAAGAAAUACAGGAUAAAAAGGGUUAUUCUGCUUGGGAAUUUAAAAGUGGAGGACAUAGUUUAAUUAAAUCUGAAGGAAAAUGGAUAGAAUUCUUUUUUAAGAGUACUGAAAAAAAUAUAGAAUCUAUGAUACAAACCAAUUAUCCAUUUUUUAUAAGUGGAGAGUUUGGAUUUGAUGAUGUGAUGAAUUAUUUUGAAGUUACCGUAAAGUCAAUGUCGAGUCAAGUAAACACUAUAUCAAUCGGUUUGACCACAAAACCUUAUCCAUACUUCAGGCUUCCUGGAUAUCAUGUAAACUCUAUUGCAUACCAUUCUGAUGACGGUCGAAAAUUUCAUAGCGAUCCUCAUAAAGGAGGAGUUAGCUACAGUGAACCAUGGGGUAAAGGCGAUACAAUUGGAUGUGGAUAUAGACCUGACGAUGGUGAAGUAUUUUUCACAAAAAAUGGAAAAUUCUUAUCUGUAGCAUUCAGUGGCAAUGAGGUAAAGCACACUUGGUAUCCAUCUGUUGGUACUGAUGGAUCUUGUGAAUUAGAGGUUAAUUUUGGGGAUUCUGAGUUUAAAUAUAAACCUGCUAAAGGAUUUGGUCCUG